This is a messenger RNA of Ooceraea biroi (clonal raider ant), 1138 nucleotides long. RefSeq names its product bolA-like protein DDB_G0274169. Gene Ontology annotation, cellular component: mitochondrion. The record is from RefSeq and is a predicted model, not a curated record. Lineage: Eukaryota; Metazoa; Arthropoda; Insecta; Hymenoptera; Formicidae.
CGAAAUACGUUGGAAGUAGAGUUAGGUUAGGUUGUGUUAAUAAAAGAUCCAAAACAUUAGAUUAUGCUUCGUUUGUUACCGUUCCAUUGUUGUUACAAGCAUAUUUUUGUUAUUUACAACAUUAUAUGUAAUUACGUACAAAGAUUAUUAUUAGAUUAAUGCUUUGAUUGAGUUAGAAAAUUCGAGAUUACUUGUUACACAUUUCAAUAAAUAUUCAGAGGUUAUAAACGAUUACAUUGAUUAGAUUGGAAGACUCGAAGAGAAUUAGUUAUCAAAAUGGUUUUUCUUCUUUACUGGAUUUACAAAAAUCUUAUCGAAUACAUACUAAUAGGCUGCAUAUUAUUACUUAAGUAAUUUUAAUUCUUGCGCCUUGAUAUGUAGCCAGCAAUCAUGAAACUAUCUUUGUCUGUUUUAUUUUUAAAAAAGCCAUAUUUAUUCAUAUUAUAUACUAUAGUUAAGAUUUUCUUUUCAUUUAAUAUACAUCAUCUAGACAAAAACACGCAAGCACAAAAUUAAAAUAGGCUGUACUAACACAGAUUGUAGCACGUUUUGUUGGCAAAACAUGAGCAGCGAUGGAGCACUGGGAGGCCCUACAGAGAACUCCAUCAGGGAAAAGCUGCAAGUUGCGCUGAAACCCCUGCAUUGCGACAUUAUUAAUGAAUCCUAUAUGCACAAUGUCCCUAAAGGCUCUGAGACGCACUUUAAAAUAGUAGUGGUAUCUGAGAAAUUUAAUCAGCAGUCACUGAUCAAGCGACACCGAAUGGUGAACGAGUUGUUGCAAGCAGAAUUACAAACAGGGGUACAUGCCUUAUCAAUAGUCGCAAAAACCCCGGAACAAUGGGAAGCGAGCAGUAAAGUAGUGACUGCGAGUCCCGCUUGCAGAGGCGGCUUCGGAAAAUAAAGUCAUUAAUAGUUUACGGUUAAUUAAAAAUAUUUUAAGCCAUGAAAAUAAUUUAAAUAGUAUAAAAAUAUCAAGCAAUAAAAACGUAGCUCGUUGUGAUUUAUAUAUAACAGUCCGUUUUUUUUUUAUUGGAUGAGAUCAUUGCACACACAUGCAUGCGCACACAUACGAGAUGUACACUUGCUUACUUUUGUAUAUGAACAGAAAUGGAUAAAUAAAAAAUAUUUUAAUUUUGUA